This is a messenger RNA of Closterium sp. Yama58-4, 738 nucleotides long. NCBI's taxonomy places the organism in Eukaryota, Viridiplantae, Streptophyta, Zygnematophyceae, Desmidiales, Closteriaceae. The record is from the annotation of a GenBank genome assembly.
AUGUCGGAAAUGGUGGCGGAAGCAGCCCUGGUGAAGCUCAAGGCGGAGGUGCAGAGCACGCUCGACUUGAAAUUCGCGGCGUUGCAGAGGGAGGUGGAGGGGCUUAAGAUCGGAGUAGACAAGGUGAAGAGCGAGAUACGAUACGAAGUGGACAAGGUUACAGCGGGGCAGAGGCUCGACUUGAAUCUUGAGAAGGGGCGGGUGAAGGAGGAGAUGAACGUGCAACUACAGGAGAUGAAUAACUUGUCAAAUAAGCUGGAUAAGGAAAUAAACAAUCUCAAGACACAACUCGAAGCAGCCAAGUUUGAAAUUAUUCGAUAUUGCAUAGGUACAUUGGUUUCCAUCAGUGCUCUCGGCUUGGAGGCAGCAGCGACGGCGGCAGCGGAGGAGGAGGCUUCAGCGGCUGAAGCGGCAGCUGCGGAGGCUUGGGGGUCAGAGGCAGCAGCAGAGGAGGCUUGGGAGGUAGAAGCAGCAGCAGAGGAGGCUUGGGAGGUAGAAGCAGCAGCAGAGGAGGCUUGGGAGGUAGAAGCAGCAGCAGAGGAGGCUUGGGAGGUAGAAGCAGCAGCAGAGGAGGCUUGGGAGGUAGAAGCAGCAGCAGAGGAGGCUUGGGAGGUAGAAGAAUCAGCAGCAGGGGCUGCAGCGGCGGAUGCGGCUUGCGAUUGGGCCCAGGCGAGGUAUUCUGGGAGGUGGGUGUGGAGGGCGGAGAGCGGAUGCAGACACCGCUUGCCAGCCCAAUAG